GGUGCAAGACGUGCUAAAUAUUUUUGCAAGGAAAUUCAUAAGCGAUGGUAACUACUUACGAAUAACAAAAGGUCUUGCGUUCUAGCCGUUUUAUUGUUUUAGCCCAUUUUCUGCCUGUCCAUUUGAAUUGGCUAACUCAAACUAAGAAAUCCUACGAAUCUGACCGGACGAACUAAUACAACUCUUAGCAACACUUUAUCAUAAAUGUAGGAGUUCUUAAAAGCAUUACAAAAGAGUUAUAGCAAAGAUCGGGAACAAAAGUAACAACGGGUUGAAAGUAACAAACGUUAUGUAGAAUUGUAUAAAGGACCUGGUAUACCAAGUGACCGGUCAAAUGACUUCAUACAAUUGUACGGCCACAGUAACCUUCAAACUCCGCAACCAAAACAAAGUUAUCCGAAUCUAGAAGAAAUAUUAUGUAUGUAUACCAUACAAACGGCGACGAUGGUGGCGAAUAAAUCAGAACCUUAUAUACGGUCUAGGUCACAUGUACAAUGAUCUAUGCGCAGCGAUGUGGUUCUCUUAUAUGAUGCUGUUUUUCCAAGCGGUACUUGAAAUGAGGGCCGUUGUUGCCGGCGCCAUGCUUUUGCUGGGACAAGUUGUGGAUGCGCUCGCUACUCCAAUAGUUGGCAUAUUAGCUGACAAAUAUAGUACAAAGAAAGCUUGGCAUUUAACAGGAUGCCUAUUAGUGACGUUCACAUUUCCAAUGCUAUUUAUAAGAUGUUGGAAUUGCUGGCCGAAUAGCAAUUCCGAGUAUUUGAGGUGGUGGAUGCCUUUCUACUAUGCUAUACUGAUAACAAUUUUUCAAAUCGGCUGGGCUGUAGUUCAGAUAUCACAUCUAGCUAUAAUACCAUCUAUCACUGACAAUCUACAUAUACGAUCCGAAUUAACUUCUAUACGAUAUAUGGCUUCGGUUAUAUCAAGUCUAGCCGUCUAUUUCAUAACAUGGAUUGUUUUAAGGGCAACAAACUACAGUACUUUUAUAAGACCAUCGGAUGAUUAUAAAUUUCGGGACGUAUCAUUAAUUAUAUCCGGUAUUGGGAUACUUUCAUUUAUUAUUUUCCACAUUUUCUUUAAAUUGAAACCAUACAAACCACCAAAAGCGAACGGGCAUCCCGGAGAAAGCGGCGAAAAUGAACCUCUGAAUUUUCUAGCAAAGACAAAAAUAAUGCAUUUUUUACAAAUGCCCUUGUUAUACCAAACCAGUUGUUUGUACGUAUUUUCAAGAUUGUACUGGGCCUUGAGUCUUGUGUACGUACCGCUUUUUCUCGAAGAACGAUUAUCAUUUAAUCCAACUGAAGGUUCUGAAUUGGUAGCCAGCGUACCGCUUGUUCUUUACAUAUCUUCACUUAUAUUUUCAUUCCUUUUAAAGAGUAAUAUUAACAAGAUAGGACAUCAGGUGGCGUAUUUUAUAGGCAGCUUCCUUAGUCUAAUAAGCUGCAUGUGGAUAGCAUUAGCUAUCAGCCCAGAAGCAAAUGUUGCACAAAUAUAUUUAGUCGCAGCAUUAAUUGGAGCUGGAAGUGCGAUAACCCUGGUGUCGAGCCUUUGCGUAACAGCAGAUUUAAUAGGACCUCAUUCUCAUCAGGGUGCUUUAAUAUAUUCGAUUGUUACAUUUGCCGACAAAUUAGUAACUGGAAUAGCUGUAAUGGCUAUAGAAAACUAUAAAUGUGAUGAUGCAUUAACCUGCCCCCAGUACUAUAGGGGAGUAUUGACAUAUGCUUGUGGCGGCAGUGCUGUACUUGGCAUAUUAUCUCUAUCAAUAACAAUAAUAAGUACCAACCACAGCAAAAGUAAACCUCAAACAUAAUUAGUUCAUUUCAAUUAUUGUAACAAUACACAUAGUACAAUAAUAAAAUAUGAUACAUUGUU
This is a messenger RNA of Nymphalis io (European peacock), 1869 nucleotides long. RefSeq names its product major facilitator superfamily domain-containing protein 12-like (gene Bm-re). Gene Ontology annotation, molecular function: symporter activity. The transcript has 11 exons. Lineage: Eukaryota; Metazoa; Arthropoda; Insecta; Lepidoptera; Nymphalidae. Gene Ontology annotation, cellular component: membrane. The record is from RefSeq and is a predicted model, not a curated record. Gene Ontology annotation, biological process: carbohydrate transport. Bases 488 to 1807 code for a protein of 439 amino acids.